AGAACCCGGAUGCUGGACUCUGCGCAUAACUUUGCUCUUGGAUUUUUUUGUUACCCUCUGGAGGGUCAGUACCAACAAGAGAUCAUGAUUGGAGCCAAAGGUAUCAACAAUACUCUCGCCCCUUAUCGAUUUUGCCCCAAUAAUGACAUUCCAAAUAUCGGCUACCGCGGCGCACCACUUACUGAUGCAUGGAAUGCAGUGUAUCUCAGGGAUACCGUCCCUUGUUUGCAACGAUAUGUUGAUGGGUUUGAAUUGGAUGUCCGAGAUGUUUAUGCCAUGCAAGAAUUGUGUGCCUACGAGACGGUCGCUCUUGGUUAUUCCAAGUCCUGCGAACUCUUCACGGAGAAGGGUGGGAAGGCUUUGAUUAUUCGUAAGAAACCUCUUCUAUACAGUUUGCACGCCGCUGAUCUUAACCAGAUCUGCCUUAGCGGUCCAGAAUAG
This is a messenger RNA of Suillus fuscotomentosus, 441 nucleotides long. RefSeq lists its product as uncharacterized. The record is from RefSeq and is a predicted model, not a curated record. Gene Ontology annotation, molecular function: acid phosphatase activity. Lineage: Eukaryota; Fungi; Basidiomycota; Agaricomycetes; Boletales; Suillaceae. The annotation marks the transcript as partial. The transcript is spliced from 2 exons.